This is a messenger RNA of Microcebus murinus (gray mouse lemur), 1652 nucleotides long. The record is from RefSeq and is a predicted model, not a curated record. Lineage: Eukaryota; Metazoa; Chordata; Mammalia; Primates; Cheirogaleidae.
CUGGCAGCCGCGGGGGAAACUGAGGCAGGAGUGUGGCCUUGGAGACAGUCAGGGCUGCGCCUACCUGGGCCGGAGUCCACUAUCUGGUUGCUGGCAUCCAGAUGGGGUCCAAGCCAGGGAGAGCUUAAGGUGCUCUGGUCUGACCCCCCACGGCUGGCCCGGACAUGAGCGAGCAGGAGACGGAGACAGAGGAGGAUGAGGGAGGGGGUGCCUCGGACACAGCACCCAUGCUGCCCCGAAGGCCUCGCGACCACCGGGCCACAGCCCUGAGGCCGGGGUGGCAGGCCCGGGCUGCCCCACAGAGGCCCCUCCGGCCCCUGGCUUCAGGGCUGCGCGCCCUGGCCGGGCUCCUGCUGCAGCUGGUGCUGCCAGCUGCCGUCUUCCUGCUGCUGCUGCUCCCGGCAGCCGCCAUCGUCUACCUGGGAUUCCUGUGCCACUCAAAGGUCCACCCGGCCCCCGGCCCCCGGUGCCGCGCGCUGCUCUCGGACCGCGGCUCCGCGGCGCUCAUCGUGUUCGGCUUCCUCUCGCUGCCGCCGCUGCUGGCGCUCGCCUCGGCCGCCCGCGCCCGCCUGGCCCGGCACCUCCGCCCGCCGCUGCAGUCCCCCACCCGGACCCCCGGACUCCGCUGCCGCCCGUGCUCCAGCGACCCGGGACUGGCGAGCCGCCGCCCCGGCGGGGAGGAGCAGCUCUGCGCCUGGGUGUGACCCCCGAUGCCACUUCAAGGGACACUGAGGCUUGCCAGUCCCGGGAGUUCCCCGAGCUCCCCUGCGUGCCCCCAGGCCGGGCACGCGCGCAGCGCUCCGAGUGGCCGCGAGGUGGCACCCGGCUGCCCCGGACCCGGGUCGUCCCCGCCCCCUCCCCGCAGCCUCCUCCUUGCUGCCGGGCGGAGGUGGCCCCCCCCCCCCCCGGGGAGGGUCGCAGCGCGGAGCUCCAAGCAAGGCGGCCUUCCCGGCUGUGCGCGCCACGCUGGGCUCCCGCCCCCUCCCGAGGGGCUGCCCUGCGCCCUGCGCCCUGCGCCCUGCGCCCUGCGCCCUGCGCGGUCAGCCGCCGGGUCCCGCUGGUGCCAGGGCUGGUGAGGCUGGGAGACAGCGCACUGGGCCAUAAGUCCUUGGCUCCAGAGGCUGCAGCGGGGGCAGGGCUCUCGGGGCAGGAUGAGCGCUCACCCCCUGCCGGGUCGGGGCAGGGCUCGGCCUGUGACCGGGGCUCACAUUUGGACAGGCACCAGUGUAGUAGCUUGUAAUAGCUCAUCUCCUCUCUGGAUGAUUUUAGAUCUUUCCCUUGUCUUUGGUGUUCUGUGGCUUCACCGCACGGUUCCAGUUGUGGACGUGCUCUCAUUGAUCCUGUUUCCUGUUUCUGCGGGUCCGUACCUUUCAUCUGUUCUGGAAAAUGCUCAGCCUUCGUCCCUUCCAUUUUCCUAAACCCUUCUCAGUACUUUCACGAUCCUUUCACCUCCCACAUCAUGUAAUCUCUGCUUGUAUUUUCCUCCCCUUGUCUCUCCGCGCGCAUUCUGGGCAAUUUCAUCUUCCCUUCCAGCUCACCGAUUCAUUCACUGUGUCUAAUCCUCUGAUUAACUCAUCCAUUUAAUUUUAUUAUAUUAAUACAUCUAAAAGUUAUAUUUGGCCAGGCACAGUGGCUCUGUAAUCUUAGCACUU